Molecule: messenger RNA, 2467 nt
Organism: Lottia gigantea (owl limpet)
Lineage: Eukaryota; Metazoa; Mollusca; Gastropoda; Lottiidae
Exons: 5
Coding region: 146-781 (211 amino acids)
Molecular function (GO): calcium ion binding
Source: RefSeq, a predicted model, not a curated record
AUUUCAUGUCAUUCAGGUUUUUUUGUGUCAAUUUGCCCGCCUUAUCGUGAAUUUUGGACAGUUGACAAGAAUUAACUUGCAGAAAUUUUACACUUUCAAUACCGGUUUUAGUUUUUAGUGUUUUAGAUCCACAACAAAUUUCAUAAUGGCGUGUACACAGAGAGCAAACCGAGAAUUAAAAGCUAAAAUGCAGAAAGCUUUACAAAAUGCAACAGAUCCUGUAGAAAAAUUGAGGGCAGCUUGUUUAUCUCGGGGUGCUACAGGUAUCAAAGGGCUGGCUAGAACAUUUAAGAUUAUGGAUGAUGAUGAAAGUCGUUCGUUAGAUUUUAAAGAAUUUAAAAAAGGAAUCUCUGAUUACGGUUUAACAGAAAUUAAAGAAGAAACAGUCCAAGAAUUAUUUACAACUUUUGAUAAAGAUGGAAGUGGAACCAUUGAUUUCGAUGAGUUUUUAGUUCAUUUACGUCCUCCAAUGAGUAACACAAGAAAGAAUUUGAUUCAUCGAGCGUUUACCAAGUUAGAUAAAUCUGGUGAUGGAAUUAUAACGACAGAUGAUUUGAAAGGUGUCUAUAGUGUUAAAAAACAUCCCAAAUAUUUAAAUGGAGAAUGGUCUGAAGAUCAAUGUUUAGGAGAGUUUCUAAAAACUUUUGAUACACAAGACAAAGAUGGCAAAAUUACGAAAGAUGAAUUUUUGAAUUAUUAUUCAGGAGUAAGUGCCUCGAUAGAUCAAGAUGCGUAUUUUCAUCUGAUGAUGACGAACGCAUAUCAACUUAAAGACGAAUAGAAUAUCUACGUCAUUUCUUGUCUCUUUCUAUCAUUUUGUAAUUUUUCAAGAUCUAUAUUUAGAUCAGGCAAAAAUUGAUUUAGAAAUUUUGAGUCAACAUAGGCUUGGUUCAAGAUCUCUGAUUGGCUUAUUGUUAACCAAUCAAAGUUUCUAAAAGUACCUAGUUAGGAUCUUAUAUUGUGCCUGCCAUUUCCAAAAUUUUUCUAAAUUAGGAUUUUAAAUUGUUAAAAAAUUAUAGAAAUAUGACAAACUCUUGUUAUAUAUAUAUAUAUAUAUAUAUUUAUCAGUUAGAAUGGAAGUGUAUGAUUGGUUGAGAAAGUGUCUUUUACGUUCCUGCAACUGCCAGCUUUGCAUUGUGGUUACCAUAACAACAUUGUAUUACACUAUUUUCAUGACUCUUCUUCACAAAAAUUUAAUUGUUGGGAUCAAAAAUAAUGGUUUCCAUUUUGAAAGAAUAAUUUGACAGAUUUCAAAUUUUUGUGCCAAAGAGUUUUAAGAUUUGUUAGAGGUUACUUCUAAAAUCUUGGUUAAAUAUUCAGAUGAAAUUUAUUUUGACUUUUCUCAAGUUAUUAAAACACACAUUGACAUUAUUGACUAAUGAUUAAUGUUGUGAAUUCUAAUGAAUCUUAAUUGUUGAAAUAAUAAAUAACACCUAAAGAUAUCUACCUAUUUCUCUCUAUGAUGUAUAUUGUAUUAUUUUUGUAUAUAUGUCAUAUUAUUUAGCUUUCUAAGACGAAGAAAUUGUUUGUUAUUCACAUAUCAUAUAAAAAUUUAUAAAUGCUAAAUACAGGUCUUUGAAGUUUACAAACAUUGCAACAUUCUAGACUCUAGUUAAAAAGCUGUUUUGAAUUUGUUCAACAUGUACAGCAGUUGAAAGUUGAAAAGUUGUAGAAGGGACUUUAUUGCUGUCACAACUAGUUGCUGAAUAUAGCUGGCCGCUUUAACAGGACAUACUGUAUAUAUACUGGCAAGGUUUUCAGAAAUAUUUUCUACUCUAUAUACAAGGAAUAAAACAAAACUUUAAACUUCUGUAUGUAAACAGCAGCCUGUCACCUGUCUAUCUCCAGCAGUUCAUUUUAAACCAAUAUAUUCUCUUGUCUGACUUCCUACUUCUUUUUCAUGUUUUUAUUUUUUCUUCAUUUCAUUUUUCCUCUACUCAAUUCUUAGAAAACAUUUUCAUUUUUUCGUGUCCUUGUGUAGAUUAAUAUAAUUUUAACAAUUAUGACAUUGUGGUGGUUUUUAAGUGCUUAGAUUUGUGAUUCUAUGUUUUCUGCCAAAAUUUCAUUCAAUUUGUACACUAGAUUAUUAUCCAUUGAUAAAAUUGGUGGGGACUAGCUGUUUAGGGAAGUAGGCCCGUUUCCCCUUUAGAGUUGCGAGCAAUGAAAGCUCUCCUCUGGGUAAACUAACCAUACUGUGUCCCAACCACUGAAAAAAGUGACAAGGAUUUGUCUGUGUGUCCCCACCGAGAUCUGUACCGAUGUAGAUUUUAUUUACGAAAUGGGAGGAUGAUGAUUUUAGAGAUAAAUAUAAAAUAAAGUAGAUUAUCAAUGUUUUUUUUGGAAGUAUCUUGACUGUAUUUUACUAAGUUUCAAUGAUUAUUUUAUUUUAUUAAAUCUUUGUGUUUUUUAUCUGCUAUGUAAUAUAGUGUUUUAUUUUUAAUUUUCUAUUAAACUAUAUUUAUGUAAA